Messenger RNA from Suillus fuscotomentosus, 567 nucleotides. RefSeq lists its product as uncharacterized. The annotation marks the transcript as partial. The record is from RefSeq and is a predicted model, not a curated record. Lineage: Eukaryota; Fungi; Basidiomycota; Agaricomycetes; Boletales; Suillaceae. The transcript is spliced from 2 exons.
AUGACUGCAGCCAGCGACCCCUUGAUCCACUAUCGCACAGUAUUUCGCACAUCAGCCAUCAAAUGCACUUGGUUCUCUUGCCGCCGUGAGUUUUUACAUUGCAUACUGGAUUCACUACUAGGUACGUAUGCAAUUUCUACCAAGCGUUCUAUCUCGUUUCAUACAUUAUUUGCAGGUCAUCUUGAAGCGUGCAGGCGUGGGAUUAUGCACCGCGACACCAGCGACGGCAACGUUUGGUUCUGGGUUCCUCAAACCGACCCCAAGUACGCGGUACCAGAAUGGUAUCUAUCAUCUCAGAGUGGUGUACCGCACUUUGCCACUCUGGAAGUCCCCGCACCCUGGUUUCCCAAGCGCCCUGGGAUGACUGGUGAUUUCGGCCUUGGCCUGAACUUGUUGGAUAAAGACGGUGCGGCCAAUGCUAUAACUACCACUGGAACUUUUCCGUUUGGCACCACGGCCGACUCAAACGAGGCUCCCCACAUCACGCAUGACCUGGAGUCAUACAUCUUUCUUCUGUGGAUCGUCGGUGUCAAUUUUAAGGGUCCGUACAAUCAGGUCGAACACUGG